This is a messenger RNA of Laetiporus sulphureus 93-53, 1429 nucleotides long. RefSeq lists its product as uncharacterized. The transcript is spliced from 6 exons. Gene Ontology annotation, cellular component: cytoplasm; nucleus. NCBI's taxonomy places the organism in Eukaryota, Fungi, Basidiomycota, Agaricomycetes, Polyporales, Laetiporaceae. The coding region runs from base 237 to 1040 and encodes 267 amino acids. The record is from RefSeq and is a predicted model, not a curated record. Gene Ontology annotation, biological process: microtubule-based process.
GGAGACCGCAUGCGAGAUAUCGUUUUUCCCGAGACGGAGACAUCAAUGAAGGGACCUUCUUGAGACCUUUCAUAUCGGUUUCGGAGGCUAUUGGCUCCCGAGGCAACCACAAAUGGCAUUAACUUAGACACCACGCUGCCAACCGCCAGGAGUCCGACAAGGUUUUCGCUCAACUUGUUAUUUCGCCGUCCAGCGCUCAGCUCCCGCCAACUAGGCGUGCAUCAGGGCUGGGGAUAAUGUCGGACGGACUUCCAUCCUUCGGUUAUGCUGGUGCCUUUGUUCCCUCGCGUAGUCGGAAGAAGCGCAAAGGCAAGGGAGGCGUGCGGUCGGUGCAGCCGUCCGUCUUGAUGGACCGGACCAUGGAGGAAAUUGCGACAGGCGAUUGGUUGCAGCAGUGUAAAGAGUACGUCAAAGACUGCCUUGAUACCUUGCAGAUCAAGUCACCCGAGGUUCUUUCUCUCGGGUUGGGCAGCCCGGUGCUAUCACGCGAUGCACGCGCACAAUUAGCUUUCCUCCUGGCCGUCUGUGAUGGUCUGUCUAUAGACCGCACGAGCGUAUCUAUCUACGACCCCGUCUUCACGGACGAGGAUAUAGACCUUCUAGACACACUCAGGGUCACCCGCCUAACCGAGGACAAGCGCGCGGCCUAUAGACUGCGGGCACCUACCCUCGUCUUCAUGCCGCAUUGUGACGUGCAGCUUUACGAGAACCUGUUACGAGAGAACUGGUCACAAGCAGGCCUUCCCAACCUCGUUCUUAUCGCUAACCGCCUAAGCGAGUACGCCGACAACGUCCCGACCCGGAAGCUCUCCGUAGAACACCCUUGCGUCUGGCGCCUGACCGUAGCACGCUAUCUCGCUGCCCGUGCUCUCCCGAUCUGUCCGGCGUAUCCAACGGCGUUCAACAACACAUCAAUACAAUAUGCACGUGUGAGUGAUAUCGGAGGUGUGGGGGACGAAUGGUGGGAACUGCCGCUCGCUCAUGCCCCUGGGGCCGCAAAUUUUGCUGAUGCGAGAAGGGAGCGCGACCUUCCAUCCUGACUCAUCGGCUUGAGACCGCAAUGCGUGCUCGCUUCAACGCCGCUCUACUCUAUCGGCAGCGAAGCCCUGUUAACGUGGUCGGAGCUCAUAACCUGCCACGACGGCAACAUAUCAGAUAUCGUUCUAGAGCGCUGUAGCAAAAGAAGCCAAUAAAUAAAGACCAUAUCUUCUUACCGAGAUCCCCAAAGUAUAGAUUAGAUUUCUAAACUUACGUAUGACGGCAGCUGUCAUUGUGACAUCGCAACACCCUGUGAAUACCACUAACCGAACAAGGAAGAGACAAUACUAUGUAGAGACCGAAAGCACGCACACAAUUAUAGUACGACAAACGGGUUCACGCCACAAGAAUGCAACAGGGAGCGGGGAGAUGGAGCAACGACUAACACUGU